Molecule: messenger RNA, 2929 nt
Organism: Kockovaella imperatae
Lineage: Eukaryota; Fungi; Basidiomycota; Tremellomycetes; Tremellales; Cuniculitremaceae
Product: armadillo-type protein
Exons: 9
Coding region: 196-2796 (866 amino acids)
Biological process (GO): protein import into nucleus
Cellular component (GO): nucleus; cytoplasm
Molecular function (GO): nuclear import signal receptor activity; small GTPase binding
Source: RefSeq, a predicted model, not a curated record
CCCCCCUUCUCCCUUGGUGAUUGCUGCAGCCCCUGAACCCAGUUCACAACAUUCAAUCUCGUAUCUCUUGAGACAAAAGUCACAUUCAAAAGCACGGCCAGCAAGCUCAACCCAGAGAGACCCAAAGCGCUGCCUACCCUUGUAGCUCCCUAAAAGUCCAACGACUCGAGAGCCGCAUCGCACUACUCCAUCACCAUGGACGCAGCUCAAUUGCUGGAGAAUUCCCUCAGUCCAGAUCCCAAUAUUCGAGAGCCAGCGACUAGAGAAUUGGAGAAUGCCUCAAAAGACAACUAUCAUGGCUACCUGCACACGCUAGCUGCUACGCUUGCCAACGAGCAAACACCGCCUCACAUUCGCAGAGCAGCUGGUCUAGCCUUCAAAAACGCUUUAGCAGCACGAGAUGCAGCCAACCAGUCUGCCCUCUCUGACCGCUGGCUCCAAUUGCCAGACGAUGCUACGCUCCCUCUCAAGCAAUCUCUCCUUUCCACUCUCGGCUCACAGCAACACGCAGCUGGAGCUGUGGCUGCUCAGUGUGUCUCUGCCAUUGCCGCCAUCGAAUUGAAGGCCGGCAAGUGGCAAGACCUGAUCCCGACUCUCCUCCAAUUUAUCGGCAAUCAGGAGAACACUGGGUUGAGAGUGAACACGCUUCAGGCUAUCGGAUACGUAUGCGAAGUCAUUGAACCGCAAAUCUUGGCGGCACAGUCCAACGACAUUCUCACUGGCGUCGUUCAAGGCGCGAGAAAAGAAGAGCCGAGCCAGGACGUCCAAGCUGCGGCUAUUCAUGCGCUAUACAACUCGCUCGAGUUCAUCAGCGACAACUUCCAGCGAGAGGGUGAACGAAACUACAUAAUGCAAGUCGUAUGCGAAGCUACUCAGUCUCCUUCGGUCACUGUCCAGGUCGGAGCUUUCGAGUGUCUAGUCAGAAUCAUGAGUUUGUACUACGACAAGAUGGACUACUACAUGGAGAGGGCGUUGUUUGGCUUGACCAUCAUGGGAAUGCGUCAUCCUGAAGAACCCGUCGCUCUCCAAGCCAUCGAAUUCUGGAGUACCGUCUGUGACGAAGAGAUUGACCUGGAUCUCGAGGCCAGCGAGGCUGCCGAGUACGGUGAGCUGCCAACCUUUGCGUCCAAGCACUUUGCCCGGAUGGCCAUGCCGGAGAUUCUGCCAGUCCUACUCGAUCUUUUGUCCCAGCAAUCCGAGGAUGAUGACGAGGACGAGUGGACAAAGUCAAUGGCCGCUGGCUCUUGUCUCGAAUUGAUGGCUCGAAAUGUCGGUGACGGCAUCGUUCAACCCGUCGUUCCAUUUGUCGAGGCUGGUAUCCAUCAACCAGAGUGGCAGCGCCGUGAGGCUGCCGUCAUGGCCUUUGGUUCCAUUCUUGACGGUCCGGACCCGUCUACACUCGCCCCACUGGUCACUCAGGCUCUGGGCGCGCUCAUCGGUAUGAUGGCUUCCGACCCUAGUCUGCAAGUCAGGGACACCGUCGCUUGGACCCUCAGCCGUAUCACCGAGGUCAUGUUUGAUGUCAUCAGCCCUGAUGCACAUCUCGACAGCUUGGUCCCGGCCCUGUUGAAUGGCUUGAACGGUCAAACAGCGUCUCCUCGAAUCAUCAACAGUUGUUGCUCUGCCCUCAGCAAUUUGGCUGCUCAACUCACUCCCCUCGGCGACUCUGGGGAUGCGCCUACGAGCCCGAUGUCAAAAUACUACCCCGACAUGCUGAGAAAUCUCAUGACCCUCUCUGAAAAGUCGACGAAUGACUCCAACAGUCGGACGGCUGCUUACCAGACGAUCGCCACACUCAUUGCUUCCUCUGCCACCGACACGCUACCUUUGGUGCAAGACGUAGUCAUCGCCAUGCUUGCCAGACAGGAAGCCUUGAUGGGCAUGCAAGGCCAGCUACUCGGCACUGACGACCGCAACAAUUGGAACGACAUGCAGAUCAAUCUGUGCGUUGUCAUUCAAAGCGUAAUUCACAAGUCGCCAUCCAUGAUCAACCAAUUUGCCGACAGGAUCAUGACCAACUUGUUGCAACUUAUUUCAUCAUCCGGCAAGCAGUCGGGUGUACUGGAAGAUGCAUUCGCCACUGUCGGCGCCAUGGCGACCGGUCUCGAAAGCGCGUUCACCAAAUACAUGGAAGCCUUCUCUCAAUUCAUGUACACUGCUCUCCGCUCGCACGAAGAUUGGCAAGUGUGUCAGGCGGCCGUCUACGUCGUCAGUGAUAUUUCUCGCGCGAUCAAUGAGGCCCUCACGCCGUAUGCCGAGAACAUUAUGGUGGCGCUGAUUGAGGUUCUGAGGACACCCGUCAUUCAUCGCUCUGUCAAACCCAACGCAAUCACUGCCAUCGGUGAGGUCGCGCUCGCCAUCGGACCUGGCUUUAAGCCUUUCCUCCAGACUACGAUGGAGAUCUUGAGUCAAGCUGGUGCCACAACUGCUCAAUCUAACGAUGCGGCCAUGAUCGAAUUUGUUUGGACCAUGCGCGAAGCCAUCGUGGACGCUUUCAUCGGUAUCAUGAACGGUCUCAAGACGGAUCCGGAGCCAUUCAAAGUCUACGUCGGCGGCAUCUGCGGAUUCCUUCGAGACUGUUGGAAUGACGAUGACAGGACAGAUCAAUUCGCCACCUCUACACUUGGCCUGCUUGGUGACUUUGGAGACACUUACAAGAGUGGCGUCUCCAACGAGCUCAUGCAGCCUUGGGUGUCGAGUGCCAUCUCUUAUGGUCGAGAACCAUCGAGCUCUAGGCAGCUCAAGACGAACGCUGCCUACGCUUUCAAGGCCAUCAAAGAACUGGAAAACCUCUGAUCGAACGAGUCUGUACAACACCUACGACUCCAAUGACCAGCUACUCUGACUCUGUGCAAAACUUUCAUCAUUUCCCACCUAGCAUCGCAUAAGUUUCCGCCGCCCUCUCGAACAACGCAUCUGGCCGCGCUCU